Helicoverpa armigera (cotton bollworm) is the source of this 1795-nucleotide messenger RNA. Its product is annotated as nuclear RNA export factor 2. Gene Ontology annotation, biological process: poly(A)+ mRNA export from nucleus. The transcript has 10 exons. Bases 90 to 1742 code for a protein of 550 amino acids. NCBI's taxonomy places the organism in Eukaryota, Metazoa, Arthropoda, Insecta, Lepidoptera, Noctuidae. The record is from RefSeq and is a predicted model, not a curated record. Gene Ontology annotation, cellular component: nucleus. Gene Ontology annotation, molecular function: protein binding; RNA binding.
GUAUGCGUACGGCUGAAGACUGGAAAUAUUAAUUAUUUAACUUUUUACGUCUUUCAGACUGAAACAAAUAGAUAUAAUUGAAUAAAACCAUGGCGGACGAUGACUAUGAUUUAGACAAAUACAAGAAAUUCUUACUUAACAGAGUUACCGCAACAACAGUCCUAGUUGAAAGUAUUGAGAAAUGUUUACAAACUGAAAACAAAGCCGCUAAACAUUAUUUCCACAAAAUUAUGAUACAUAACUGGCAGGAUACUUUGCAUCAGCUUUUUGAUAGGCUAUCAUCAUACUAUGGCAAAGUCCUAGGUGUGGUACCAGUCAAUUGUUCAACCCAGGGCGACAUUGCCACAUUUUACACAUCCAACCUCAGUAUCAUAGCAGAUAUUAUAAAAUUUGACUUCAUGUUUCCUUUCAAUAGAAACAUGUUUAGCAUAGACAUACUGUUCAAUGAUAAGACCUCCGCAGAGUUUUUUGGGACAAAGACAACUAUUGAUGAGAUUGUCUCUGGAGUAGUGAGCCGUAGAUUUAGCGAGAGAUGCGAAUUAGAUCUAUCUAACUUUUGUGAUGAUCCAGAAUUUUCCAAUAAAAAAAUAUUCUUUUAUAAAAUAUCCCUCCUGGCCAAUUUUAAAAUACUGAUGCUCAGAAUGGGGAGAGACACGAAAAUGUUAAACUUGAGCAACAAUAAUUUAAGCCAAGCUCCAUUAGAAAUAUUAAACUUCUUCAUAAAGGCAGAUUUGACGGCGGUGAACCUCAGCAACAAUAAUAUACUAUCAAUUACAGAGUUAUCAAGGGUCAGCAGUAAAAUAGAGAAGCUAUGGCUGGAAGGUAACCCGUUGUGCGAGAACUUAGAUCCAGUGGCCUAUGUAAAGACUGUAACUGUCAAGUUUCCUAGAUUAGUUGAGCUGGAUGGAGUAUCGUUAAACCAGCAUGGAAUGGUUUUUCCAUUCUACAGAAACUAUCUAUGCUCACACGACAGAAAAACCAAAAUGGUUGUCGAAAAGUUUGUAACUCUAUAUUUCUCAAAUUAUGAUCAGCCGCCUUCAGUGCGAAAGAAAAAGAUUGAAACAUUGUAUGACGAAAAGGCGAUUUUCACAUUAGCUUGCGAUUUUGCAGAAACAGACCAAAGCGUAUCCCAUUACACGCAAUACUCGCGCAACUUAUUAAAUCCUAAUAAGAACCCGUCGACUGCACAGAGCAAAACUUAUAAGUCCAGACAGAAUAUAGUCAACGUACUUGGCACUUUGCCUGAAACUGUUCAUGAUAGAAGCACUUUUACAGUGGACGUGCUAUCAAAUGAUAAAAAAUCACUACACAUUAUCAUAGAUGGCAUCUUCAGAGAAAAGAUUCGAGGAAAUCUGUUACAAUUUCGAAGGAAUUUCAUGUUUGGUAUCUACACGGUACGAGAUAACUCUGUGUAUCAUAUUGUUCAUGAUAUGUUUAGUCUGACCUAUGCUAACACAGAUCAGAUGAAUUACAGUUUUCAGCAUCCAAUAAGAAAUAUGAAUUCGUUAUCACUAAUAAACCCCACUCCGGAUGAAAGUGAAGCUAUUAUAAAAGCCUUUCAACACCUCACACAGUUGAAGAGACCGGAAGUUGAACUACGCUUAAAAUACCAUGGCUGGGAUAUAAGAGAUGCUUUGAAGAAUUUCAUGGCAGACGCAAAAAGUAAAAAGAUGGCGACUGAGUUGUUCAUGGACUCUGACUUUUCUGACUCUUCAUCGAUUUUAGAUGAUAUUGACUAUUAAGAAAUGCAAUAUUUAAGUAAUAUAAAAUAUUUUGAAUAAAUAGUGACUACUUC